AUGGUUGUAAUUAGUUUGGGAGUUUUAUUUAAAGGAUUCAACGCAUCAAAAUUUAUUUUAUAUUCAUGCAUUUUAAUCUCAAUCCUAUUAUUUUCUCUGAAACUGGAUGGUUUUGUUAGCUAUAGCUACGCCUACGUGUUCCUUCCGCUUUGGCUUUGUAAUGCAUUGGUUUUCUUAGGCGCCAUAAUUGGAGCAUGCUCAUUUUGUGCAAGACCACCCUCCAGAAAUGAGAUAAUGCUGCGUGUCGAUUUUUCAGCAAUGCUAUUAACAGCAUUGGAGCACGUUUUUCUUUGCGCAUUCAUUACUUUAGUAUUUGUGAAGCUUGAGUUCGAAACAUCUUUUGAGUCAGGAUUCCAACUCCCAUGGACUAUUGUAUUUUGUCCUUUAUUUUCUCUCUCAAUAAUGUCAAUUGGAAUUGCUGUCUGGUCUUUGCGUCACGACAAGCCAUUUGAGUUCGAGUUUUUCUAUGCCAUAAACAUCGUCGAACUUGUAUUUGUCGCAUUCAAACUAGAUAAGCAGAUUGAUUGGUCGUGGGCUGUCGUUUUCAUACCAUUAUGGGUUCUUCUAUCUCUUUCGACAGUUGGUGUUGUCUAUGCACUUGUUUUAUCGAUUGUUUUGGUUCGAUCACGACAUUUUAUGCCAGCACAUCGCCGCCAACACGUUUACUCUGCUAUUCUUCAUACAUUUUUGGUUAUACCUACAUUGCUAUCUUUAAUAUUGCUAACGGCCAAAUUCGACACCGUGCAGAAUCCAGAGAGGGAGCCGGAAAUUGGAUAUGUGAUGGUUUUCUCCCCACUUAUGGUCUCCAUGUUUUUCAUGAUAUUAAUGGCGAUUGGAGUUGGAGGACCACCACCAUCCGGAAACUCUUCAACCAAUGUUUGGUGGUUUGGAGUCCGACAGCCACUUUGUCCAUUUUUGUUCGAAAAAAUUCCAGCUCUUCGAACAUACGCAAAUGUUAGUUAUCGAUUAGGCGGCAGAUCGCGAGCUCAACCUCAGGAAAAUCAGGGCGAAGAGAGGCAAGCUGUUCUUGAAGCAAGUAACCAGGAAAUCGAGGAAAUUGAUUCGGGAGGCAGGAGCCGCCGGAGGCAAGAAGAAAAGACGAAACGGUCUUCUGCUCAAAAUAACGGUCAGCAAGGUACGGCAAGUGGACAAGGCGCGGAUCAAAAUAUCUUGGAGCAUGGCGCAAAUUCUGCAGCAAUUCGUCAAGCUAUGAAUCAGUAUCGAUCCGAAUACGGAAUGCUUUGGUCAGGAGAUAUUGCGGACCCUGAUUAA
Messenger RNA from Caenorhabditis bovis, 1272 nucleotides. The record is from the annotation of a GenBank genome assembly. Lineage: Eukaryota; Metazoa; Nematoda; Chromadorea; Rhabditida; Rhabditidae.